CUGGCAGAAGAAGCCGUAAGUGAAUACGGGAAGUCAGACCCGCCUUCGUGGGAGUGAUGGGCAGCCUUACAUGGAAAGGGGCGGUGAAUCCGAGGCUGGGGGAGUGGCCUGGUCUCCAUUUGUUUUGCCCUUACCUGCCAGGAGCAGUGUGUGUGUGAUACACCGGCCUGGCAGUUGUGUGAGCCGCUGAGUAUGUAAAGGACGCUAUUGCCACACUUCCUGGGGUUCAGCUGCUUUACCCUCCCGGGUGAGUCACAGGGAGUUUGGGAAGGAGCCGAGCAUUGUGGGUUCCAGUCUGUCCGUGUGACUGCAUUGCGGUGACAGAAGCCAGUGUCAGGGAGCGUGUGAUGAUGCCAGCUGGGGCCGGUGUGUGUGUGCCAUAAACACUUCCUGAUUCUUCCUGUCAGCUGUGCCCAGCAUGUCUCUCCCCCUGGGCUUCCUGAUCAUCCUGGGGAUCAGCCACUUCUUGCCAGCAGCCAGGAGCCUGUCCAGUGAUGUUGUCUAUACCUCUGAAUUCUUCUCCCAGAUUCCACAGCAGCUCUCCUUUUACAACUGGUACGGGAAUGCGCGGUUAUUUCAAUUCCGGGUGCCCCCCGACACCGCUCUUCUCCGAUGGCUGCUACAGGCUUCACGGGACAAAACUCAAUGCGAGGAUGCAGAAAUUACAGUACAUUUCCGUCAUGGAGCCCCACCAGUGAUUAACCCUCUGGGCACAGCCUUUUCCCCUGCCACUCGCGUCCCUUAUUCUUUCAACAUGACGCUGACGUUUACAAAGUCGCUGAACAAUAACACCUUCCUGAAUAUCACCAACCCUCAGCCGGGGGACUGGUAUAUCGUGGCCCACCUGCCCAAAGACCCAGAAAAAAUCCAAAUCCAGGGUUUCACCAGUUCAUGCAAGUACUUUUUCCAGCCGGAUCUGUUUGUUCUUCGGGAGGUCGAUAUUCCCAUAUUACAGGCAGACACGCCCAUGCAGAAAACUUUGUCGCAGUCGGGAAACUCGGCAAGUUUCAAAAUGUUUAUACCCGAAUACACCCAGGAACUGAGGCUUCAGCUGCAGAAUUGCACCUCAGACAAUGCGAGGGGCCCUUGCCCACUGGUGAUUAGAGUGGGAUCUGUCUCUGAGCUGCCGUCUGUCCAGAGAACAAUGGACUGCAAUGAAAACCCCCAAUGUGCUCUCCUCUUACACUCCCCGCCCUGGGGAAAGUGGCUGAAUGUGCUAGUGGAGAUCUCCCAAGGGAUAAACUCCAGCGUGUCAUUUGAGAUCGUCCACAAAACCUCAGCCUGUAAACCAGGGAAAGUUGUGAGCCGCAGGUCGCUGUUUACUUUAAUAGAACAGGAACUUCUCAAAGCUGCCAAAAAUGGCUCCCAGGCUGACACCAAUGAAACCCAGUCGCUUGCUGUUGGCUCUGGCUCCUGUCUCAACAAGUUCCCCUUGGUACGAGAAGAUAUGGAUGUUGUGUCGGUCAGGUUCCAGUCCGUUAAGAGCCCGUACGUUCCAGUUUCAGCUGAAAUGCCCUCCAUUAUGCUCCUCAACCUCGAUUCCGAAAUGGAUAAUGGCGGAAUGCUGAUAGUAUCUUUGCAGCUGAACAAGACGACCAUGGGAAACUCCUCUGGAACCGUGGUUGCUUGUCUGAGUGCCGACUCCCCUGUACUGUCUCUGAACACCUCCCAGAACUGCUCAACAGCUUUUUCUCAGGGCUAUGCGUUACUAAUGAACAGCACCGUUUCAGACAUUUCACUUAAUAUCCCCUUCCCUGUGAUGGCCAAUUGGUACCUAUCUAUGCAGCUGCUUUGCCCAAUGAAUGACAGUGAAUGCCAGUCCCUAUCCCCCAGAGUACUGUUCGGUUCUGCUCUCAGCCCAUGUGAAGAUAACUGCGGGCCCAACGGACAUUGCCGGCUUCUGAGAAGAAAUGGCUACCUGUAUGCUGCCUGCAGCUGCACGGCCGGCUGGGCCGGCUGGAGCUGUACGGAUAGCAGUGAAGCACUUUCCUACCAACAGCAAUUGAUCGCCACCUUGCUGCUGACACUGAGCAACUUCAUGUUCUUGCCCACCAUCAUAGUGGCAGUUUACAAGUUCUACUUUGUGGAGGCUGCAGUGUAUGCGUACAACAUGUUCUUCUCCACCUUUUAUCACGCCUGUGACCAGCCCGGGGAGGUUGUGAUGUGCAUCAUGGACUAUGACACUUUACAGUACUGUGAUUUCUUUGGCUCCGUCGUGUCCAUUUGGGUGACCAUCCUCUGCAUGGCCAGACUGAAGAAAACUCUGAAAUAUGUCUUGUUCAUGCUGGGCACACUACUAAUUGCCCUUUCCAUGCAGCUCGAUCGAAGAGGAAUCUGGAAUAUGAUGGGACCUUGCCUCUUUGCAUUAGUUAUACUGGUAAUUGCAUGGACGUACCGUGGAGUGCGGCGCCGGCAUUGUUACCCCCCCAGCUGGAAACGCUGGCUCUUCUACUUGGUUCCAGGAAUUUCCCUGGCGCUCAUUGCCCUUGCCAUCUACGUCUUUGCACAGACCAACGCCAAUUACUUUUACACUCACAGUCUCUGGCACAUCAUGGUGGCUGGGAGUGUCGCCUUCUUGCUCCCGCCCCGAGAAAAAAAUAAAAAAAUGUGGGAUUUUAAGCAGCUGCUGGGCUGUAGGUACAAGAUCUGCCACGAUGACCGGGAGGAGUUAUUUGUGGUGACGUGAGAAUUCAAUUUCUGUUUCUUUCAGGGAGGUGAGAUGUUCUUAGACUUGAAAACGGUGCUUCUACACUACAAUCAUAGGCAAGAAUAGUAUGAACUGCUGGAAUAAAGUCCCAAAAAGGGGAGAAAUGGGUUUUUGGAAAAAAUAUGUAUAUUUUGCUGCAAUGAGGGAAGAAGGCUGCCAGAAGAGUUUACAACUAAAUCUUUAUUUUUCCAUUUUCUGACGGGGAGAAGCCAUUUUUUCCCAGCACUCCUUUGCCUUUCUAUGUGUUUUGAUCACAUUCCAUGUUCCUAAUUCUUGAGUAGACUCCAUUAAUCAACCAAAUUAUGGAGCUGCAAACAACAGCUUGGAUCACUUCUUCUCUCUAGGUUUGUCCGCUUUUCAGUAACCAUGUCUGUGAUCAAAUAAGUCCAACUUAGUGUGUUAAUUUAAUAGUUCUGUUGGGUUAAUGGCAUCAACAGAUAUGUAUAUAUGGCAACAACAUAAAAGGAGCUUUAAGAAGGGCUUCCUAUAUUUUUCAAACAGAAUCUGAUACUGGUUAUAUAAUACAGAAUAUUAUUUUAGUACAUAAAUCAAAUGCUACAGCCACUAUUUAAUGCCUACGGGCAAUAUAUUAUCUGGGGGGGGGGCUACAUGGAAAAUACUCCUCGAGGCACUUAAAGACACAGACUGUUCUCUACAAAAUCCACCCAAAUCAUUUCCCGCAAGCCAAUUGGUGCACAUAUGCUUUUGGAGCCAACUUUGAGCCUGGAUAGUUACUAAAUCGAAAUGUUAACAGUUUAAAUCAGAACUGAGCCAUAAAAGGCUUUCAGCAGAAUUUGUAAUUGCCCCGGCAUCAGAAAUGAACUCUGUUUAGGGUUUUUUUGCCCUAAAUAU
Molecule: messenger RNA, 3559 nt
Organism: Xenopus laevis (African clawed frog)
Lineage: Eukaryota; Metazoa; Chordata; Amphibia; Anura; Pipidae
Gene: pgap6.L
Product: post-glycosylphosphatidylinositol attachment to proteins 6 L homeolog
Exons: 13
Coding region: 419-2686 (755 amino acids)
Cellular component (GO): membrane; plasma membrane
Source: RefSeq, a predicted model, not a curated record